This is a messenger RNA of Haliotis rubra (blacklip abalone), 2773 nucleotides long. RefSeq lists its product as uncharacterized. The record is from RefSeq and is a predicted model, not a curated record. Lineage: Eukaryota; Metazoa; Mollusca; Gastropoda; Lepetellida; Haliotidae.
UUAGCUAAUAUCAGUGAAUUGAUCGUGAUUAAAAUAGCUUAUGAACAUCUUAUGGUGAAGAAAGUGCAUAUUUCGUCAGCUGAUAAACCAGUAAUUUAUUUACAUUUAAUUAAUUUCAGCAUGUCUUGUGCAUGAAUACUCGCGUCAUCAUGCUCGGUGCAUAUCUUUGCAGAAACCCCAGGCAGAACAUGGCCUCUCCACCAAGUCAAAAUGGAGCGAUGAAGAAAUUAAUGUCCUUCAGAAGCAAGCUGACCAAACGUCAGACCUUUCCACAUCAUUUUGGCAGAAGUGUGCCACGCUUCUAAAUUCCAAAUUUGGGUCAAACAGGACAAGUAUGUCAUGUCGUCUUCGAUAUCGGCGUUUAACUGUCAGUCAAGAAGAGUCAGGUGUCAACACAUGGGAUCUUGGUUGCAGCCCCCUAGUAACGACUACCCGAAGCAUAGAGUGCCAGACUGAGCCAGUCAUCCCAGUUGUCCUCCUUGACAGAGCUCACAUUGACAUUUCUACUGAGGACACUCCGACUAAAGUCAAAGAGGACAGGUUUUUGGAUUUAUCACCACCUGCCAAAUUACUUGAAGAAAAGGCCAGGCAGAUAUUUUCAAGAGGGAAGGAUGCCGACAUUGACGAGGCUUUUAAGGAGGAAUUUCUGCGCCUUGUGUACAGCAACCAGUCAAUCAGUUGUCCGGCUUAACAUGUGUUUAAUUAUGAUAAACUGAAGAAAGCAAUUUGGACUUUGUUUCUUGAUGAAAUGACAGAAAGCUCAAGGGCAGCUUGUGAGAGAAGAAAUAGUGUCUUGCUUCACAAGGCCUAUGAAGCACUUGCUGCAUUUAACUGGUCAGCAAUCAUAGAGGAAAUAGUUAACUCCCAUGAAUUACUGGGUGAUGUGCUUUUGGCCUACACCGUCACAAAGAAAAAACUAUGUUCAAAGCUACACAUGGAGUCUAUGGUUAACAUCCUUGGAUUUGUGUAUGGGUCCAUGAUGAAAGCAAGGUGGAAAGACCUGUCUCUUGUGCAGAGAGUAGUAUCCAUGGUCAUGAAGGAGCAAAAGGUCCAUCAAAAGGUGUCUGUUAAAAUACAUUUUGUUCACCUGUUCAAGUUUAAGUUUUGUUCUGUUGAAACCAUUAUGGUCUUUGAUAAACUACAGCCCUUGGGAGUGUGUCUUUCACACAUGGUUUCCUCAGGUGUCCAGGACAUGAUCAGUGGACACUUUCAGGACAAGCUGGUAAAGUGUAUCAAAGAAGGAAAAAGAUUUGUGGGGGAUAAUGUAAACUUUACGGUGGAAGUAAGUCAUCUCCGGAAAUCUGGUGAAAAAAAACCAAGCAUGGCACACUGGUUUGGGUCUGCUGCAAUCAUCCAGGAGAUUAGUUGCACUUCCCUUCCAUCUGGUGCAGCACAACAUGUCCUGUUCAAUAUGUCUGCAGAAGAUUUUCUUCUUAACAAGCAGGACUGGGUAGAGAUAAGAGAUGACUACCUUACUCUAAUACUGAGGGUUCUUACUACACAUGUCCCAGCAUUCAAAUCUCUCAAGCAGAUUGCCCCCGACAUUAUUGUUGGUGAAGAAGCUGACCACCUCAAAACAAAGCAUACUGUUAUUCCUCUGCGUGUGCUUCCAAAGAAUGAACAAACUUACUCUAAUGUUGUUGAUGUUCUUGAUCACUAUGGGUCCUUGAUUUCAGAAAUGUAUGGAAAAGCUGGACUUGAUCUUGGUGAAAACUGUAGCAUCCACAUUGGAAGUGACCAGGUGACCCGUGAAAGAUUCUCUGGAGCUAAAAGACUUAGGGCUUCAACUGACAAUGAUGCUGAUCCAAUGAACAAAUUUCCACAUUUGUCUCCAAUAACUUUUGAACUGUUUCAUUUGCAGAUGACAGUCCUUGCGAUGAUGUAUAAGGUCUUGUACAAUGAAAAGAGUACUGAAACAGGUACACUUGGAGCUGAAAAGAUCAGACUGGGACGUAAACGAGCGUGUGAUGCAAAAAAAAACACUAUAUGGAUUGCAGACGCUAAACAACACAUUGAGGAGAGUCUUGUUCAAGCUACCGACUCCACACAAAUUCAGCAGGUGACUGUGAUGAUGCCAGAUGGAACAAGUCAUAUUCUGCUUAUACCGGCUUCUUCUGCAACAGAGAGCAAGUCUCCACAGGGUUUCCGAGAUGAUUAUCAGUCCUAUGCCAGGAAUGUUCUUGAGAUUGGCCUUCUCUUCAAGAACCUCUCAGAUGCCAUCAAAUGUCCAGACAGGAACCGCAUGAUGAGGCUAUUAAAAUACACAAUGAUCAUGUUAAAAGGUCAGAACAAUCGGAGCAAAUAUGCACUGGAAAUACUCAGAUUUCUGUUUCAUCAAAUGGCUACACUGAGCAAACAGAGAGCUCAUGAGGCUUUCUAUGGGCUCUUUGUGAACACAAAUGGAAAGUACAAUUCUCACAUUGCAGCUGAUAUGCUGAUGGAACACAUAGUGAAGCAGACAAAGAGUCACAUCAAAGCUGUUCACUCUAACAAAACUGAGAAAACAUUGAUAAAGAGAACUGCUCCGUUUGCUGGCAUUUGCACAAUUUCUGAGAAUUUUGAUGAACAAACUGGUGUCGUAAUCAGAGCAGAGAAGCACAAAAUUCCAUCAUCUGAGGAUGAAGAACUUUUGAUAAAGAAUCUUCGCAGGAUCAAACCAUUUCAGUGUCACCCUGGACGCCAAAUCCAAUCUGUAUCAAGGUUGUCGAAGAGCCCUGUCUGCAACAUGAAAAAAGGCAAAACUCAUGACAUGGAUCAGAGAAAAUCAACUUAA